AUGGAUCAAAUUGAUACAAUGAAGACUACAUGCAUUGAGGCGACAAGCAUGGAGGAUGACGACAGUGCUAGACAAUGUUCUCAGAUUGAAGCCGACAUGAUGAUGGCGUCAUGGAUUGAGUCUGAAACAAAGGUGACUUUGCAUCUGAGGUCAGACGAAAGCAGAGCCACGGGUUCUGGCCUAAAGCACAAGGAUGGCACUGGCAGUGGAGGCCAUAUUGAUGAGGGCAACACCAUGAAUUUGAAAAACAGAUGA
Miscanthus lutarioriparius is the source of this 255-nucleotide messenger RNA. Lineage: Eukaryota; Viridiplantae; Streptophyta; Magnoliopsida; Poales; Poaceae. The record is from the annotation of a GenBank genome assembly.